ACGCGGGGCGGCCAGACGGCAGCGGUCCUGCGAGGCGCUCGCGCGCGUCUGAGUCGCUCACAGUCCGCGGCAGCCGCCCCCGCUGGCCUUUCGCCUUGCUUCGGCCUCCCGCGCUCCCGCACGCUGCCCGCCGCCGCUCUUGAUGCCGAGCAGAGCCGCUGCGUGAUGGGGCUGCGGAGCGGCGCCCUGCGGCUCGCGGCGGCCGCUGCUCGCGCUGAGGUGCGUCGGUGCCGGGUCCGCCGCGGCUCCUGCUGACCGGCCCGCACGCCCGUCGGUCCGCAGCGCGGCUGAGGAAACUUGAAUAUAACUUCAAAAGAAGAUUUGUUUUUUUAUUUGUGGAUUGCAUAUAAAGAAGAAGGCCAUCAGAAUGUCGGGAGCCUCAGUGAAGGUGGCUGUCCGGGUGAGGCCCUUCAAUUCUCGAGAGACCAGCAAGGAGUCCAAGUGCAUCAUCCAGAUGCAGGGCAACUCGACCAGUAUUAUUAACCCAAAGAACCCAAAGGAGGCCCCCAAGUCUUUCAGCUUCGACUACUCCUACUGGUCUCACACCUCGCCUGAAGAUCCCUGUUUUGCAUCUCAAAACCGUGUGUACAAUGACAUUGGAAAGGAAAUGCUCUUACAUGCCUUUGAGGGAUACAAUGUCUGUAUUUUUGCCUAUGGGCAGACUGGUGCUGGGAAAUCUUACACAAUGAUGGGUAAACAAGAAGAAAGCCAGGCUGGCAUUAUUCCACAGUUAUGUGAAGAGCUGUUUGAGAAAAUCAGUGACAACUGUAAUGAAGAAAUGUCCUACUCUGUAGAGGUGAGCUACAUGGAAAUUUACUGUGAGAGAGUGAGAGAUUUGCUUAAUCCAAAAAACAAAGGUAAUUUGCGUGUUCGUGAACACCCACUUCUGGGACCCUAUGUAGAGGAUCUGUCAAAGUUGGCAGUAACUUCGUACACAGACAUCGCUGACCUCAUGGAUGCUGGGAACAAAGCCAGGACAGUGGCAGCUACCAACAUGAAUGAAACAAGUAGCCGUUCCCACGCUGUGUUUACCAUUGUUUUCACCCAGAAGAAACAUGAUGCUGAGACUAACCUUUCCACUGAGAAGGUUAGUAAAAUCAGCUUGGUGGAUCUAGCAGGAAGUGAACGUGCCGAUUCAACUGGUGCCAAAGGGACUCGAUUAAAGGAAGGAGCAAACAUUAAUAAGUCUCUUACAACUUUGGGCAAAGUCAUUUCAGCUUUGGCAGAGGUGGAUAACUGCACCAGCAAGAGUAAAAAGAAGAAGAAAACUGAUUUUAUUCCUUACAGAGAUUCUGUACUUACUUGGCUCCUUCGAGAAAAUCUAGGUGGCAAUUCUCGGACUGCAAUGGUUGCUGCUCUGAGCCCAGCAGAUAUCAACUACGAUGAAACUUUGAGUACUCUGAGAUAUGCAGAUCGUGCAAAACAGAUUAAAUGCAAUGCUGUUAUCAAUGAGGACCCCAAUGCCAAACUGGUUCGAGAAUUAAAGGAGGAGGUAACACGGCUGAAGGACCUUCUUCGUGCACAGGGGCUGGGAGAUAUUAUUGACAUUGAUCCGUUGAUCGAUGAUUACUCUGGAAGUGGAGGCAAAUAUCUGAAAGAUUUUCAGAACAAUAAGCAUAGGUACUUGCUAGCCUCUGAGAAUCAACGCCCUGGCCAUUUUUCCACAGCAUCCAUGGGGUCCCUCAGUUCAUCCCCAUCUUCCUGCUCACUCAAUAGUCAAGUGGGCUUGACAUCUGUGACCAGUAUUCAGGAGAGGAUCAUGUCUACACCUGGAGGAGAAGAAGCCAUUGAACGUCUGAAGGAAUCAGAGAAGAUCAUUGCUGAGUUGAAUGAGACCUGGGAAGAGAAGCUUCGUAAAACAGAGGCUAUCAGAAUGGAGAGAGAGGCCUUGUUGGCUGAGAUGGGAGUUGCCAUUCGAGAAGAUGGAGGAACCCUAGGGGUUUUCUCACCUAAAAAGACCCCACAUCUUGUUAAUCUCAAUGAAGACCCACUGAUGUCUGAGUGCCUGCUUUAUUACAUCAAAGAUGGAAUCACAAGGGUUGGCCAAGCAGAUGCUGAGCGGCGCCAGGACAUAGUGCUGAGUGGGGCUCACAUCAAGGAGGAGCAUUGUGUCUUCCGCAGCGAGAGAAGCAACAGCGGUGAAGUUAUCGUGACUCUAGAGCCCUGUGAGCGCUCAGAAACCUACGUAAAUGGCAAGAGGGUGGCCCAGCCUGUUCAGCUGCGCUCAGGAAAUCGUAUCAUUAUGGGUAAAAACCAUGUUUUCCGUUUUAACCACCCUGAGCAAGCACGAGCUGAGCGGGAAAAGACUCCUUCUGCUGAAACCCCCUCUGAGCCAGUGGACUGGACUUUCGCUCAGAGAGAGCUUCUGGAAAAACAAGGAAUUGAUAUGAAACAGGAGAUGGAGAAAAGGCUACAGGAAAUGGAGAUAUUAUACAAAAAAGAGAAGGAAGAAGCAGAUCUUCUUCUGGAGCAGCAGAGACUGGACUAUGAGAGUAAGUUGCAGGCCUUGCAGAAGCAGGUUGAGACCAGAUCCCUGGCUGCAGAAACAACUGAAGAGGAAGAAGAGGAGGAGGAAGAAGUUCCUUGGACCCAGCAUGAAUUUGAGUUGGCCCAAUGGGCCUUCCGGAAAUGGAAGUCUCACCAGUUUACUUCAUUAAGGGACUUACUCUGGGGCAAUGCUGUGUACCUAAAGGAAGCCAAUGCCAUCAGUGUGGAACUAAAGAAGAAGGUGCAGUUUCAGUUUGUUCUGUUGACUGACACACUGUACUCGCCUUUGCCUCCCGAGUUACUUCCCACUGAUAUGGAAAAAACUCAUGAGGACAGGCCUUUCCCUCGCACUGUGGUGGCAGUAGAAGUCCAGGAUCUGAAGAAUGGAGCAACACAUUAUUGGUCUUUGGAGAAACUCAAGCAGAGGCUGGAUUUGAUGCGAGAGAUGUAUGACAGGGCAGGGGAGAUGGCCUCUGGUGCCCAAGAUGAAAGCGAGACCACUGUGACUGGCAGUGAUCCAUUCUACGAUCGGUUCCACUGGUUCAAACUUGUGGGAAGUUCCCCCAUUUUCCACGGCUGUGUGAAUGAGCGCCUUGCCGACCGCACGCCCUCCCCCACUUUUUCCACGGCUGAUUCCGACAUCACUGAGCUGGCUGACGAGCAGCAAGAUGAGAUGGAGGAUUUUGAUGAUGAGGCAUUCGUGGAUGACACCGGCUCUGACGCAGGGACGGAGGAGGGAUCAGAUCUCUUCAGUGACGGGCAUGACCCGUUUUACGACCGAUCCCCUUGGUUCAUUUUAGUGGGAAGGGCAUUUGUUUACCUGAGCAAUCUGCUGUAUCCUGUGCCCCUGAUCCAUAGGGUGGCCAUUGUCAGUGAGAAGGGGGAAGUGCGGGGAUUUCUGCGUGUGGCUGUCCAGGCCAUUGCAGCGGAUGAAGAAGCUCCUGAUUAUGGCUCUGGAAUUCGACAGUCAGGAACAGCUAAAAUAUCUUUUGAUAACGAGUACUUUAAUCAGAGUGACUUUUCUUCUGUUGCAAUGACUCGCUCUGGUCUGUCCUUGGAGGAGCUGAGGAUUGUGGAAGGACAGGGUCAGAGUUCUGAGGUCAUCACUCCUCCAGAAGAAAUCAAUCCAAUGAAUGACUUGGAUUUGAAGUCUGGCACUUUGCUAGAUGGCAAGAUGGUGAUGGAAGGGUUUUCGGAAGAGAUUGGCAACCACCUGAAACUGGGCAGUGCCUUCACUUUCCGAGUAACUGUGUUGCAGGCCAGUGGGAUCCUCCCAGAGUAUGCGGAUAUCUUCUGCCAGUUCAACUUUUUGCAUCGCCAUGAUGAAGCAUUCUCCACUGAACCCCUCAAAAACAAUGGCAGAGGAAGUCCCCUGGGCUUUUAUCACGUGCAGAAUAUUGCAGUGGAGAUCACUGAAUCCUUUGUGGAUUACAUCAGGACCAAACCGAUUGUGUUUGAGGUCUUUGGACACUACCAGCAGCACCCCCUCCACCUGCAGGGACAGGAGCUGAGCAGCCCACCUCAGCCGUCUCGCCGGUUCUUCCCUCCACCCAUGCCGCUGUCCAAGCCAGUUCCAGCCACCAAGUUAAACACCAUGAGCAAAACCAGCCUUGGCCAGAGCAUGAGCAAGUAUGACCUUCUGGUUUGGUUUGAGAUCAGUGAACUGGAGCCUACAGGAGAGUAUAUCCCAGCUGUGGUUGACCACACAGCAGGCUUACCCUGCCAGGGGACAUUUCUGCUUCACCAGGGCAUCCAGCGAAGGAUCACAGUGACCAUUAUCCACGAGAAGGGGAGUGAGCUCCACUGGAAAGAUGUUCGGGAACUGGUAGUCGGCCGGAUUAGGAAUAAGCCUGAGGUGGAUGAAGCCGCAGUUGAUGCCAUCCUCUCUUUAAAUAUUAUUUCUGCCAAGUACCUGAAGUCUUCCUACAACUCUAGCAGGACCUUCUACCGCUUUGAGGCUGUGUGGGACAGCUCUCUACAUAACUCCCUUCUUCUGAACCGAGUGACACCUUAUGGAGAAAAGAUCUACAUGACCUUGUCGGCCUACCUGGAGCUGGAUCAUUGCAUCCAGCCCGCUGUCAUCACCAAGGACGUGUGCAUGGUCUUCUAUUCCCGAGAUGCCAAGAUCUCACCUCCACGCUCGCUGCGCAGCCUCUUCGGCAGUGGCUACUCAAAGUCACCUGACUCCAAUCGUGUCACUGGCAUUUAUGAACUCAGCUUAUGCAAAAUGGCAGACACAGGUAGUCCAGGCAUGCAAAGGAGGAGAAGAAAAGUCUUAGAUACGUCAGUGGCAUAUGUGCGGGGAGAGGAGAACUUGGCAGGCUGGCGGCCCCGUGGAGAUAGCCUUAUUCUGGAGCACCAAUGGGAGCUGGAGAAGCUGGAGCUCCUACAUGAGGUGGAGAAAACUCGUCACUUCCUGCUGCUGCGUGAGAGACUUGGUGACAGCAUCCCCAAAUCCAUGAGCGACUCAUUGUCCCCCAGCCUCAGCAGCGGGACACUCAGCACCUCUACCAGCAUCUCCUCUCAGAUCUCAACCACCACCUUUGAAAGUGCUGUCACACCCAGUGAGAGCAGUGGCUACGACUCAGCAGACAUCGAAAGCCUGGUGGAUAGAGAGAAAGAGCUGGCUACCAAGUGCCUGCAACUUCUCACCCACACGUUCAACAGAGAAUUCAGCCAGGUGCACAGUAGCAUCAGUGACUGUAAGCUGUCUGACAUCUCCCCCAUUGGACGGGACCCCUCAGAGUCCAGUUUUAGCAGUGCUACUCUCACUCCCUCCUCCACCUGCCCCUCGCUGGUAGAAUCCAGGAGCAACUCCUUGGAUCAGAAGACCCCAGAAGCCAAUUCCCGGGCCUCUAGUCCUUGUCCAGAAUUUGAACAGUUUCAGAUUGUCCCAGCUGUGGAAACACCCUAUUUGGCCCGAGCAGGAAAAAAUGAAUUUCUCAAUCUGGUUCCAGAUAUUGAAGAAAUUAGACCAGGCUCAGUGGUCUCUAAGAAAGGAUACCUGCAUUUCAAGGAGCCACUUUGCAGCAACUGGGCUAAACAUUUUGUUGUGGUCCGUCGCCCUUACGUCUUCAUCUAUAACAGUGACAAGGACCCAGUGGAGCGUGGGGUCAUCAACCUGUCAGCAGCGCAGGUGGAGUGCAGCGAGGACCAGCAGGCCAUGCUGAAGACACCCAACACUUUUGCUGUCUGCACCAAGCACCGUGGGGUCCUUUUGCAGGCUCUCAAUGACAAGGACAUGAACGACUGGUUGUAUGCUUUCAACCCACUUCUUGCUGGCACGAUACGGUCAAAACUCUCCCGCAGAUGCCCAAGCCAGCCGAAAUACUAAGUGACUCUGCUGCGUGCCCUCACUCGCCUGUGAGAGAUAAAGAAAGUGUUGCCUCUUGUUCUCUUUGUGAUUCUUGACGGUGACUCCUAUAUGUAACCCUGUGGCCCCACCUCUCCCUCCUCGUCUGGACUCCUCCAGCACUCCUAUUCCCCAUCUCCAUUGCUCUGUACUCUUUUCUUUUUUCCUGUGCUGAGAAUCUUUUUAGUAGCAUGUGGCCUAACAAAAGGAAAAAAAACUUUAAAAAAUUCCAUACACAAAAAACCCUGAGGGGAUCCAGUGAGUCUCCAAGUCACUUUUUGGUGUAUUUUGACUUCCUUUUGUAUGACAGGUCCCCACUCCGAUGACCACUCCUAUGUCUGUGCUGCUGUCUAUGAAUACCUUUGUCUUUUUUUUCAAGCCACAUAAUGAUUUUUUUUCUCUUCUGUGUGUGUGAUACCACUUUAAUUUUUUCUUGGGUGGCUUAGAGACUAAGGGAGGAGACAUCUGGCCUUUCUAAAACCCGAGAAGAAAAAAUUUAACCUUUUUUUUUUUCCCCCUUCUGUCUCUUUGCCAUGGCUAAUCCAUGCAUUUCCAUGCAGGGAAAAGGUUGUGGUGGUGAGCUUAGAAAUGGGACAGUUACUAUAUUCUCUGAGUCGAAAUUGGCACAUAUUCAGAGCAUAGUUGUGGAAUUUUCAUUUACUGGAAGAGAGAAGAGAGGUCUGGGGCAGUAGCUGCGGUUGACCCUGUCAGUAGGAAAGGGCCACAAACACAGCUGGGGGGGACUGCAGGGACCACGAAGGUGGCGGUCACAGCAGGAUUCCUGCAAACUAUGUUUCUGUAUUGGGAGGGAGGUUGCUCUUAGGAGCUACUCAGUUCUGCUCUUGGCCUUGGAGGCUAUGGUACAGUUUGGAAUUGGUGCGGUGUCAGGCACAGAUAUUCCACAAGGGGGGAGUGUUUUACCUUCUGAUGAUAAACCUGAUAGUCAUUGUUGUCAUAAUUAAGACAGUGCUGAGUAGUGACCUUGAGAUUAUUGUAGCACUCUUUGAUCAAAGACAUGUGACUUUCAAUUACAAACUUAGGUCCCACUGAAUAGUCCAGCGUUGUUUCUAGUGAUGCUCAGCUCCCUGUACUCAUAAGUAAGCAGACAUGACAGGCUUUGCUUUCUGGAUCCCAGGAUUAAAACCAACCUCCCACCAUCAUCACCACAGACAGAAAAAAAGAUCCCCGGGGCUAAGGAAAAGCGUUGUUAGCGCUCUGCUGUGUUGCUCCUCCCUGGGUGUGGUCUCCUCUCCAGCCAGGCCAGAAAGAUCACCCGUGUGGAAGGAAGAAGCUCACUGCUGACAGGGUCUCAUUGUCCUCUGCCAGACCAGGCUCAUCUGGCUUCCAGAGACCAUCACAGAAGCUAACUGUCUUUUAGCUGCCAGUAAGUUUUACAGGAUGACAUGGGGAACAGAAAGCCUUCGGUGACUUCAGUUGCUUGGCCAGUUGACUUGAGGUUGUUUUGUACCAUUCUUUCCUUCCCCUGCUCAGGCAUUCAGGAAGGUAUCUGCGUGCUCCCACUUUGCAAGGCCCUGAGGGUUCUUGGCCUUGAGUUGCUGACUGAGGUGACUGGCAGCUGGCUUACUUUCCAUUCCCACAGUGAGAGCCGCAUGCGCGUGUCCCUCUGCAGAGCAGUUGCCAGGGAGCCGUGUCAGCACCUAGACCCUUCUGACUUCCUGGCAGGACUCCUCUCUGAAGAAGAGUCUCCAGCCUCACUCAUUAGAGCUGCCUUGCAAAGAGGAAAAAUGAAUCAUGGCGAGCUUAAAAAGGAAGGGGUUGAAACCACAGACUAGCCUCAUCUGAAAAGGGAUUGAUGAAAACUCUGAUGGAUUCUUAUAAACUUUCUUCCUAACUCUAAUGUUAUUUGUUUUCUAAGUGGUAUGUGAUAUUUCUAAUAUAGAUGGACAUUUCUUCGUUUGUCUAAUGGACACAAUGUGCCCUUCUGGUACAUACCCAAAUCCAGUGGGGUCUGUUAGAGCUUCAGGAAGCUCUUCUGGACUGGAAUGAAAUCUAAUUUCAGGGAAAUGAAGAUGGAAUUGAAGGUCAUUUAAAAAAUGAAAUCACUGAUGUUGCUGCUGUUAUGAAGUGUGACAGAGGACCCAUGUCUGUGACCAGGGAGGAGCUGUGGGGAGGUGGGAGGAUUGGGGGGAGGGAAGCUGGAGGUUGAGUGAGAUCAUACAACACACUGAAAUGACUUCGUUUUUCUUCUGACUCAAACAUGUCUGGUUUGGAAAGUCUUUGCUUUGGAAAUGUCAAACUUCAGAACUCCACUCUGGGCUGUCUGUUCAUUACGUGCCCAGAGAAGAAGGCUCCUUAGGAAGCCAGAGGAAGCAAGUCGUGUCCUGUGGGGGCUGCAGCGGCGUGCUUCCCCAUCUGAGCAGCCUCCGCGGUGACUGGCAGUGACUGACAGGUACAGCCAGCCCCUGUUGGGUCCCCACUACUUUCCGGAUGGAUGUUCCCUUUCAUCCCCACUGCGAAGCUCUGAGAGAGGAUUUAUGGCAGGAACUAUUUAUGAGACUUUAGCUAUUGCCAUAGUGGGGGGAAAGUUAAGAAAUCUAAUCCAUAUGGAAACUACCUUUUAAGGUGACUUUUUCUUUUCCUUAAGGCACUCCUUUAAACAGGCAAAGAAUAACAAAGGCAAGAGAAAUAAUUCACAAAUUAAGAGAAAGGAGUGCUGGUUAAAGCUAAUCGUCUUCUCCUUCCCUCAUUCCCUCAUCUGCUUUUCUCCUGCCAAAGCAAAACACCGCCUCAUAGCCCGCCGUGGCGUACAGUGCUCUUGCCCUCCCUGUCCCUGUUGCCUGCCUAGGAGUCAGUCAGCUCCCAGGCCGGGCCACGCGGGGCCUGCCAGCCCAUGCCUGUGGUCUGGAGCACGGGGCCUCUGAGCUCCAGAGCACUGUUCAAACACGGCAAAGGUGAGGGGAAAUGCCAUGCACUUUCCAAACUAAGAAACCACUACUAUUUGAUAUAUUUUUUCUCUUCAGAUUUAUAGAAUUUAUAUAACUACUCAUAUUUUUGAUGGAUUUUUCCAACUAAGGUGAAGGAAUAAAUUAAAUCAUUUGUGAAUGGUUUGGGGAGUCUAAAAACAGGAUGACUUUUCCUGGCGCAUGUUUCAAAGCAAAGACUGUUGCCUGCUGCUUAUUGUCCGGUUUACAGGGAUAUUUAGUUGUGUGGGUCUGUGUGUAUUUAUACAGCCGUAAUGAAGGGCACAGUGGCCUGUUGGUGUCCCUCCACGCCUCCCUCAUGCCGGGUCCAGUGGGCAGGGGCAGGGCUUAUCUGUUUGACUUGGGUCCUUGAGUUUUCCUUUUGAUUCCCUUUUAAAAAUGUGAUUGUUAACCUGCUUCUUAAAAAGAAAAGACUAAUUCUGCUGCUGCUCUCAGAGUGCUUGCUGAAUGUGUUUAAAGAGGACUCUAACUUGUAUGCACUACAACUGUUCACCCUGGCCAUCGACACCUGGGGUGCUGGGCCAGACCACGACUGUAUGUAGCAGGAAUGUAUUAAUUUGUGCAUCGUUAGUGAGCAGAAAUAUCAGCUGAGAGAUUAUUUGCUGUUACUGUUCAAAAGGCCAUUUAUGAAAUUAGUAUUUGAACCCCAUAAAAUCUUAAGAAAGCCUCCAAUCAAUUAAAGGAAGAAAUUCAGGUUGGUACACAAUUCUUGUUAAAAACUCAAUAGCGAAACGGCUGUGCUCAGAUGAGAAUUCUGAGCCGAGGUUGGUCUCUCGCCAAACCCUGGCUGUUGUGUGUUGUUUUUCGUGUCUUUGAGUUACUUUGUUUUUAUGUCGAGCACUUGGCAUCAGUUCACCCGAAGAACCUAUCAGCCUUCUGGUGUUUAAAGCAUCGUCUUAAACUUUGUGGCUCUAAAAUAUUUGUCUGUUGAGAUGUCCAGUCUCUUGUCACCACCCUUGCACACUACAACAGAACUCAUGAUGCAUAAGUGGCCUUUUUGAACCAAGACUUCGCAAACUGAUCUCUCCCCAGUGAAGGAGUUGAGCACAUUAGCAACAAUGUACAUUAUUAAUUUUGGAUUUUCAUUUCCAUGUUUUAUUUUGUAAAUAUUACCUGAUGUUUGGAGCUUGAGUAUACAGAAUGUAAAUAUAGUUCUUGUAUUUGUACUAAUUCUGAUUCCUUUGCUGUAUAGCCUUAGGUGUGCAAUGCAGACAUUAUCUAACUGUGUAUGGUAACCUUGCAUCACGGAACUAUUAGUGAACGAGGUAAAAUAAUAAAGGUACAACCGGUACAUCAAA
Molecule: messenger RNA, 10079 nt
Organism: Nycticebus coucang (slow loris)
Lineage: Eukaryota; Metazoa; Chordata; Mammalia; Primates; Lorisidae
Gene: KIF1B
Product: kinesin family member 1B
Exons: 49
Coding region: 368-5821 (1817 amino acids)
Biological process (GO): microtubule-based movement
Molecular function (GO): microtubule motor activity; ATP binding; microtubule binding
Source: RefSeq, a predicted model, not a curated record